GCGGGUAGUACGAUGACUUGUAGUACUUAUGGAGAGGAAAGGGAGCCAGGAUCCCAAGAUGUGUAGAGUUGCAUUGCUAUUCUGAUGAGAAGGGUGAGUUGAGACUCGAGAAUGGGUUUCUCAGAAGCAGUGCAAUGGUGGGAGGAGUGGCAGCUGCGCAUCCUUGUCUUGGGAAGCCUCUCCCUCCAGUACUUCCUCUUCGUCGCCGCAGCCUUGCGCAAGCGCCGUACUCCAUCGUGGUUCAGGUCUUUAACUUGGCUGGCCUACCUAGGGAGUGAUGCUCUGGCGAUAUUCGCCCUCGCCACCCUCUUCAACCGCCACAAGCAGCGGGAACGGGCGUCCACACACCGCAGCAACGACGUGAGUCUCGAGGUGUUAUGGGUGCCCAUCCUCUUGCUGCACCUUGGCGGGCAAGACGGCAUAACUGCUCACUCCAUCGAGGACAAUCAGAUGUGGGCGCGCCAUGUUCUAACUGCGAUGUCUCAGAUCGCCAUAGCCAUCUAUGUGUUUCGCAAGUCAUGGUCAGGCGGGGACGAGAGACUGUUUAAAGCAACAAUCUUGACCUUCAUCCCCGGGAUUCUCAAGUGCUUGGAGAAGCCAUGGGCCCUCAAGAAGGCUAGCAUCAACAGCAUGGCGAGAGCUUUUGGUAAAAGGGUCCACGAAGCGACUGGCGUCAAUUCGCUCGACGGAUACGUGCAAGCUGCAGCGCGUUGCGUCCGAGACGACAGCGACGGUGGCGAGGAACCAUCUGAUGGCGAAGUGAAUGAUAAGCCCUACAGACUCUUCGUGGACCUGCCGUACUCGUAUUUUGUUCGGCUUCAGAACCUAAAAUGCAUGGUGCGAAUUAGCAAAGACGAGGUGCAACUCCGGCUGUGCUCGGGGCUCUCCAACACGUUCCAUCGUCUCUACACCAAGAGCGAGGUGUACAAAGGUCGCAGAGGUGGUCUGCUACGGGGCGUGUCCGUGAUCCUGACCUUCUCGGCCAUCUGGUUCUUCCACAAGAGUGACCGGGAAGCCUACGACGACACCGACGUCAAGGUCACGUUCAUCUUGCUGUGGUUCACCGCCGCCCUGGAGUACAUCUCAGUCGCCUUGAAGUCAUAUUUGAACUGUUUCCUGAACCUGACUGGGCUCCCACAGCCUGACCAAGUUGCCCAGUACAACCUCAUAGGGCACCUGGCCUGCAACAAGAAGCGCGCUAUACUUACGCUCCGGCUGGGCUGCCUCGACCGAUUCUGCUGCAUGCCGGCGGCGGCGGGCGAGUCUUCCGGCAGCAUCACCAACCUCGUCCACGACCACAUCACACACGGGUGGAGGCACUGCAUCACAGACGUGGCCACGUACCGCAGCUUCAACGACAACCGUGGCCAGUGGACACUCGCGCGCGAGGGGUGCGGCAACCUGGAGACGAGACUACAGAGGCCGUUCGACGAGAGCGUCCUCGUGUGGCACCUCGCUACGGAUUUCUGCUUCCACCAGGCGUCUCGGUGGCCUCCAGAAGCCGCCCGCCACUGCAGGGUGAUGUCCAACUACAUGGCGUAUCUGCUGUUCGUUAACCCGGAGAUGUUGAUGCCAGGCGCUAGGCACGGCCUCAUCAAGGCUGCCUGCAACGAGAUCAUGGACCUGCUCAAGAUGCAUCAGCUACGCAAUCCACCGGAGUCCAUGAACAACACGGCACCACCGGUGGAGGCCGAUGCAGAGCUCGCGAAGAAGAUAUUCAGGACACUGGAGAACAGUGCUGAUUCACGUUUCGCUCACGACGCCUUGGCGCUCGCCAAAGGGCUCAUGGGCAUAAGCGACAGGGGGGAGGGGGAGACGAAGAUGUGGAAGGUGAUCCAGGGCGCGUGGGUGGAGAUGCUCUGCUUCUCUGCCGCCAGGUGCAGAGGGUACCUGCACGCCAAGAGCUUGGGCAAUGGCGGCGAGUACCUCUCCUACGUCUGGCUCCUCCUGUGGUACAUGGGGAUGGAGACCUUGGCGGAGAGGAUGCAAAGGACGGAGCUGCAUGAGAAUGGAGACAUGGGCGUCUCUCCAAUACAAUCGGCGCAAGAAAAUGACAGAGCGCGCUCAUUCCUCCUCCCCAUCUUCACCACUACGACCAAUUGGCGCUGAGUUGUGGAAGCAUGGAGACAGUUUCGUCCUGGUUGAUUUCCCUUUCUGCAGAAUAUUUGUUUCGCUUUGUUUCUUUCAGGCAUGUGUGUUGGUGUCGUUACUGCUGAAAUUCUGCAUUCCUGCAACCAGUCUUGUUCCU
Molecule: messenger RNA, 2248 nt
Organism: Phragmites australis (common reed)
Lineage: Eukaryota; Viridiplantae; Streptophyta; Magnoliopsida; Poales; Poaceae
Exons: 2
Coding region: 112-2109 (665 amino acids)
Source: RefSeq, a predicted model, not a curated record